Molecule: messenger RNA, 1910 nt
Organism: Chelonoidis abingdonii (Abingdon island giant tortoise)
Lineage: Eukaryota; Metazoa; Chordata; Testudines; Testudinidae
Product: olfactory receptor 4M1-like
Biological process (GO): G protein-coupled receptor signaling pathway
Cellular component (GO): membrane
Molecular function (GO): G protein-coupled receptor activity; olfactory receptor activity
Source: RefSeq, a predicted model, not a curated record
CUACACGCGUCAGGAACAAAGAGGUGAAGUCAGCCAUGAGGAGACUGAGGACAAAGGGGCAUUACUUCCAGGGGAAGGGAUGGAGCAUGAGAAUGGCACAGGGGUGACGGAGUUUGUGCUGCUGGGGCUAUCCCAAACCCAGGAGAUCCAGCUCUUCCUCUUCAUCUUGUUCCUCGUCUUCUACUCCAUGAUCCUCCCAGCAAACAUCCUCAUCAUCCUCACCAUCCAGAGUGACCCUCACCUGGGCUCCCCCAUGUAUUUCUUCCUGGCCAACCUGGCCUUUAUGGACAUCUGCUACUGCUCCGUCACUCCCCCAAAGAUGCUGGCUGACUUCUUUUCCCACCACAAAACCAUCUCCUAUGGGGGCUGCAUGGCCCAACUCUUCUUUAUCCACUUCCUGGGAGGGGCGGAAAUUUUCCUGCUCAUAGCCAUGGCCUUUGAUAGAUAUGUAGCCAUCUGCCAUCCCCUGCGCUAUGCUAGCAUCAUGAGCAGAGAGAUCUGCUGUGCCCUGGUUGGGGCUGCUUGGACCGGAGGCUUCACACACUCCAUCCUCCAGGUGGUGCUGAUUAUCCGGCUGCCAUUCUGCGGCCCCAAUGAGCUAGAUAAUUUCUUCUGUGACAUCACCCAGGUGAUCAAGCUGGCCUGCACUGAUAUCUAUGUGCUGGAGUUCUUCAUGUUCUUCAACAGUGGCCUGGUCACCUUGAUGUGCUUCCUUCUCUUGCUCAUCUCCUAUGGGGCUCUGCUGGUCCGACUGCAGAUGGGCAACCCCUCAAAGGGGAUGAGUAAAGCGGCCUCCACCUGCGUCACCCACAUCAUCAUCGUCUUCAUCAUGUUUGGCCCAGCCAUCUAUAUCUACUGCCGGCCCUUCCAAAACUUUCCCCUGGACAAAGUGGUGGCCGUGUUCCACACUGUUGUCUUCCCACUCAUGAACCCCAUGAUCUAUACACUCAGGAACAAGGAGAUCAUCAGUGCAAUGAAGAGGCUGCUGAGUAGCGGGCUCUGGAGAGGGCAAUAGAAGGAAGUUAAAAUACAGAAGUGCAGGGUUUGGAAUUAUUUCAGGGAACUUCUCUAGUAUGUGUCAGAUUAGAUUAUCUCGACAGUCCCCUCUGGGCUCUUAACUGAUAAAUCUAUAUGUUUAUCAAUGUGACAGGCCAGAAUCUGCAUUGAAUUACACUAGAGUAACACUGGAAUAAAGCGGUAUCUAUCGGGUAACUUUUUAGUAACUCUGUAAAAGCCAUGGAGUGAUUCUGUAGUAAAUAAGAAGAAAACAUACAGUAUUGGUUGGGUAACUGUAAUAUAGUAGUAUCUAUAUAGAAAUACAGUAGGACCUCAGGAUUUAUUCUUUCAUAUAUAUGGAUUGAACCUGUAAUAUCAGUGGAGUAACAUUUUAAUGGCUCUGUGGGGUCUAUGAAGGAACUCUGUAUUAUGUGUGGAGCAACUUUGUAAUGUCUAUGGAAUAACUAUAUGCUAACCCUGUAUGAUAUACUGUGUAAUUCUUUAGUAUCUGUGGAGUAAUUCUAUAGUACAUAAGUACUACCUCAGCAAAAAAUGUGAACUGACUGUAUAAAUUCUUUGUAAUAAAUUUAUAAAAUCUGUUUUAGAACUGUGUAGCAAAUCAGUAUUAUAUACUUAGUAACUUUGUAGUAAAUCUGUAGUAUCUACAGAGUAAUAACAAUGUAGUAAUUUUGUCAUAUCCAUGGAAUAGCUCUGUAGUAUAUAUGGAGGAACCGUGUACUGAUUAUUUAUUCUAUAUGUGAUAAAUCUAGAUUAUCUCUGGAGUAUCUUGUGAAUAAUUACAGAAUUGUGAAUAUGAGUGCGUGAGAAUUUCAUUAAGAGCAUGAGGUGGACUGAGAGAGAACUGUCAAUAUGGAACUAUUUUUAAGCAAAUAAAAAAAUCCCUUCAAAUGUAA